ACACCCUCGUCCUCCACCGGACCACCGCGGCGCCACUCCCCUUCGUCGGCCGCCACCCUCUCCGCCGGUCCCCUGCCUUCGCCCCCACUCCGUCCGCGAGCCCGGCAGGCGACGCCGGCGGCCAAGCCCCAUCGCCCGCCCCUCUCCCCGCCCUAUCAAACACCCCCUCUACCUCCAACUUUGCCCCCAAGAUGGUCUCCUCCGUCCCCACCCCCACGGCGGCGGCGGCGGCGCCCGAGUCACCGUCCACCAUCACGGACGGCGCCGUCAGCGGCACACUCCCGCGGACAGAGGCCUUCGCCGUGCACUACCCUGGAUACCCCUCCUCCCCCGCUCGCGCCACCCAUACCCUCGGCGGCCUCCCCGCCAUCGCCAAGGUCCGGAGUUCUGACCCUGGUUCCCGCCUCGAGCUCCGCUUCCGCCCGGAGGACCCCGACUGCCACCCGACAUUCGGCGAGCCCCGCGCCUCCACCGGCCUGCUCCUCCGCCUCUCAAGGCCCAAGGGAGGCUCCGCGCCACCGCGUGCCGAGGUGGUGGCGCGCGUCCGGACCGCCUACCAUUUCGAUGGCAUGGCAGAUUUUCAGCAUGUCGUCCCAGUUCAUGCUGCUCAAGUGAGAAAAAGAAAACGGUUAGAUUGUCCCAGUGUUAAAGAUGAUUUAGGCACUGAUAAGGCAGGAGGUCUAGACAUGGAUGAUGGAGAUGUCAUGAUGUUGGUACCACCACUCUUCGCAAUAAAGGAUAAUCCAACAAACAUAGCGCUUCUACCAUCGACCAAUGCACUAUCCAAGAGCAUGCAAAGGGGAGUUGUGCGGCAUCGGUGGGAGAUGGAUAUUGAACCAACCCUUGCGCUUCCUUUCAACAUUCAAGCUGUCCCCAAGAAGGUUAACUGGGAAGACCACAUACCAAGGAAUUCAUCAGAGUGGGAUUCACAGAUGGCUGUGUGCAAAUUAUUUGACGAGCGUCCUGUGUGGCCAAGACAGUCACUUUAUGAACGUUUGCUUGAUGAUGGUGUGCAUGUGUCAACAAGCCAGUUCAAAAGCCUUUUGUUUAAAGCUGGAUACUACUUCUCUACUGGACCCUUUGGUAAAUUCUGGAUCAAAAAAGAAUAUGAUCCUCGUAAAGAUCCCGAGUCACGAAUAUAUCAGCGGAUUGAUUUUCGCAUGCCUCCUGAGCUAAGGAAUCUUCAAACGAAAAGGCACGAUGGAUCUGAGAAGUGGUCAGAGAUGUGCAAGCUUGAAAGGAUGCCAUCGAAAAGUUUCAUCUUCCUGCAAUUAUUUGAACUGAAGGAUGACUUCAUUCAAGCCGAAAUUAGAAAACCUUCUCAUCAAUCAACUUGCUCACAUUCGACAGGUUGGUUUUCUAAGCCAAUGAUUAAAAGUUUGAGGUUACAACUAUGCAUAAGGUUCCUCUCAUUAUGUCCUAAUGAAGAUGCCAAAACCCUUUUGAGAAGUUCCCAUCAACUUCUUGAAAGGUCCAAAAAGCAGGAAGCUAUUUGCAGAUCCGAGCAACUGAAGGAAAGAAAAGAUGUUGAUGAAGAAGCGCCUGCUGAACAUGUUGGAUCUGAGGAUCAGAUGGACACUAACAACUCUGAUAGUGAAGAUGCUGAUGACGAGGAAGAGGAAGAUAAAGAGGAAUCAGAUGGUUAUGAUUCUCCAGCCAUGGCCGAGGAUGUUCCUGAUUUCGCCUUACAUGAGUCCUACACACUUGGAGAAGGCUUCUCCACUGGAUACCUUGAGGAGGUUUUGCGCAGCUUUCCACUGAAUGAAGAUGGCCAGAAUAAAUCAGGUGAUGCCCUUAAUAAUGGUGAAGCAAGUGAUGGGGAGUUUGAAAUUUUCGAACAGCCUAGUGACGAUGAAGAAUAUUCCGAUGGUUAGUGGGGCCUUUUGGGGGAGUGGCAAGAUAUCCUCAGGUUAAAUUUUAUGGGCCGUUGUUGACAGUACUUUGUUCAUUAGAUUUUAGGCUCUAAGCUUGUUUAGGAUUUCAUAGCAGGUUGUUUAGCUAUCUAUGGAGCUAGAUAUUUAGCCUUGUUAACAUGAUAUUGGAUGUCACUAGAAGCAAGUUCACUAUAA
Molecule: messenger RNA, 2069 nt
Organism: Triticum aestivum (bread wheat)
Lineage: Eukaryota; Viridiplantae; Streptophyta; Magnoliopsida; Poales; Poaceae
Product: general transcription factor 3C polypeptide 5
Exons: 14
Coding region: 192-1874 (560 amino acids)
Biological process (GO): transcription initiation at RNA polymerase III promoter
Cellular component (GO): transcription factor TFIIIC complex
Molecular function (GO): RNA polymerase III type 2 promoter sequence-specific DNA binding; RNA polymerase III type 1 promoter sequence-specific DNA binding
Source: RefSeq, a predicted model, not a curated record